Molecule: messenger RNA, 822 nt
Organism: Miscanthus lutarioriparius
Lineage: Eukaryota; Viridiplantae; Streptophyta; Magnoliopsida; Poales; Poaceae
Source: the annotation of a GenBank genome assembly
AUGGCGGCGGUGCUGGACGCGUUUGCGUCCAAGCUGGUGGACAUCCUGACGGGCAUGGCCAAGGACGAGGUGGAGAUGCUCCUAGGCGUGCCGGGCGAGAUCACCAAGCUCGAGGCGACGCUCGGUGACCUGAGCAGCAUCCUGGCUGACGCCGAGAGGAGCCGCAUCCGCGACUCUGCUGUGGAGCGGUGGGUGAGGGAGCUCAAGGAUGUCAUAUCAUGGAGUGUGGAGAAGAUCCCUCGUCAUCAGUUUCCGCUCCGAAAAGCACUUCAGGAUGCUGGAACAUCUCCAAGACGUUCUAUUGCUUCCGCAACCCUGUUGUCGCGCAUGAAAUUGGAAGGAAGAUCCAAGCCCUCAACCAGCGACUGGAGGACCUUGAGAAGAGGAGCUCCCGCUUCGGAUUCAUCACGCAAGAAAUCAACUCCUAAGUCCGAUGUUGUUGGUGACAAGAUCAUGGAGGAUACAAAGAAAAUCGUUGAUCUACUAACAAAGAAGGUAGGUAGUCCGGCUGAAUCCAAGGGCAACAACGUUGUUGUUGCUGUUGCUAUCACUGGCAUGGGUGGGAUAGGAAAAACCACCCUUGCUAGGAUGGUUUUCAAUGAUAGCAAGAUGGAGGAGAGCUUCGAUCAAAGGAUAUGGUUGAGCGUUAACAAGGAGGUCAAUGACAUCAAUGCCCUACGAAGUGUUCUAGCUUCUUUUGGCACCAACCAUGAAAGCUUUGCGGGAAACAAGGACCUGCUUGAGCGUGCUUUGAAGGACACGGUCCAGCAAAAGGAGGAGUUUCUGUUGGUGAUGGAUGAUGUGUGGAGCGAGAAGGUGUGA